Microthlaspi erraticum is the source of this 1221-nucleotide messenger RNA. Lineage: Eukaryota; Viridiplantae; Streptophyta; Magnoliopsida; Brassicales; Brassicaceae. The record is from the annotation of a GenBank genome assembly.
AUGCGAGUUGAAGACAUGAUCCCCAUCAAUGAUUCUAUGCCUGAAGAACAGCUUAUGGCAAUCAUGAUCUUGAAGGAGAGUUUUGAUGAGAAAGCCAGGCUGGAAGAAGUUAAGGCUCUGCGUGAUGAGAAUUUGCCAUGGAUGCUAGGCAUUACUAUUGGGAUGAGCCCUUACUUGUACAAGAGAGGACCAGACAGCAUUUACAGGAGAUGCAUUGCUGAAGAGGAUGUGCAAGGAGUUCUAGAGCAUUGCCAUGGGUCAGCUUAUGGAGGUCACUUUGCUACAUUCAAAACAGCAACUAAGGUUUUGCAAUCUGGUUUAUGGUGGCCUACUUUGUUUAAGGAUGCAGCAGACUACAUUGCCAAGUGUGAUCCAUGCCAAAGGAAAGGAGGGAUCACCAAGAGGGACGAGAUGCCACUAAACCCAAUUCUAGAGGUUGAGAUCUUUGAUGUAUGGGGAAUAGACUUCAUGGGACCUUUCAAACCUUCUUCAAACGGGCACAACUACAUUUUGGUUGCUGUAGACUAUGUAUCCAAAUGGAUUGAAGCCAUUCCCUGCCCAACCUGUGAUGCCAAGGUGGUUGUCAAGCUUUUCAGAACCAUCAUCUUUCCAAGUGGGCAAGUUGAAGUCUCCAACAGACAGAUCAAGGCCAUAUUGGAGAAGACUGUGAGCUUCACUAGGAAAGACUGGGCAGCAAGGCUUGAUGAGGCACUUUGGGCUUAUAGAACAGCCUACAAAACCCCCAUUGGAAGGUCUCCUUUCAAUUUGCUGUAUGGGAAGGACUGCCACUUACCUGUGGAGGUCGAAUAUAAGGCUUUAUGGGCAGUAAAGAUGCUGAACUUUGAUAUAAAGGCAGCACAAGAAAGGAGGGUAAUGAACUUGUUUGAGUUGGAGGAAAUAAGAAUGAAUGCCUAUGAGAACUCUAGGAUUUACAAGAUGAGAACCAAGGCAGCCCACGACAAACUGAUUCGCCUUAAGGACUUCAAGGUUGGGGACAGUGUGCUCUUGUAUAACUCCAAGCUAAGGUUGUUUCCCGGGAAGCUGAGGUCAAAGUGGGCGGGACCAUUCAAGAUUCACGAAGUUCUACCCUAUGGGUCCCUCACUUUGCUCAAUCAAGAGGGGAAGGAAUUCACAGUGAAUGGACAUAGAUGCAAGCCAUAUCUAGGAAUGACCCCCACAGAGGAGAUCAUCACUCCUCUAGAAGAUCCAACCCCGGCCUAA